Messenger RNA from Clupea harengus (Atlantic herring), 1953 nucleotides. RefSeq names its product angiopoietin-related protein 4-like. The record is from RefSeq and is a predicted model, not a curated record. NCBI's taxonomy places the organism in Eukaryota, Metazoa, Chordata, Actinopteri, Clupeiformes, Clupeidae. Gene Ontology annotation, biological process: blood coagulation.
GUUCAGUACGCCUCGUGGGACGACGUGAACGUGCUGGCUCAUGGGCUGCUCCAGCUGGGCCACGGUCUCAAGGACCAUGUGGACAAGACCAAGGGACAGAUGAGGGACAUCACGGCCAAGCUCAAGUCCUUCGAUGGCACCGUGGCCGAGCUGAGCAAACUGACCCGCCAUCUGCAGGAGGAAGGGGACGCGCUGAGAGAGAAAGCCAAGCAGCUGGGCCACAGGGAGAAACAAGUGCUCAACACCUCGGCAGAGCCGCAGGCCCUGGCUGAGGAUAUGAGGACGGAGAGGGAGAGCACCCAGGACAGGGUAGGGAGACUGGAGAGGAAGGUGGACAUCCUUCUCAGGGACGCAGGUUCCAAUGAAGACAGAAACCGCAGCACCACUGAUGCACACACACUGCAGUGGAUGAUGGAGACUCAGAGUAGACGCAUUGACGACCUCGUGGAGAGAGUUCGUCAACAGCAGGAUAAACUGGACAAACAGAAUGUGCGCCUACAAGCUCUCCAGGCAGAGGUGAAGCAGAGGAGGCUGAAGUCUGUGGUCACGCGAAAAGUUGAAGACUUCUCAGUGGAUGGAAUGUUGGAACGUGCUAGUCCCUCAAAUGAGCUUCCUUCAGACUGCCAUGAGCUGUUCCUCAGAGGGGAAAAACAGAGUGGUGUAUACACCAUCAAGCCUCACGAUGCCAAGCCAUUUAAUGUCUUCUGUGAAAUGACCUCAGAACAUGGGUGGACAGUUAUCCAGAAACGUGAGGAUGGUUCCCUGGACUUUAACAGGUUAUGGAGUGACUACCAAAAUGGCUUUGGCAGUCUCAGAGGUGAAUUUUGGCUGGGUUUGGAGAAGAUGCUCUCUAUCUCAAAACAGAGACCACAUGUCUUGCAGAUUGAAUUAUCUGACUGGAGGGGCGAGACCCAGUCAGUGAGCUACUCCUUUCAACUGGAUGGAGAAGAGAGCAACUAUGCCCUGCAUGUGCAGCCGACCACACCCAGCAACCUGGAGAGUGCCUUGACGACAGGCCCCGACGGCCUCCCAUUUUCUACAGCAGACAGGGACCAGGACCUUAAGGAGGACGCCAACUGUGCUCUCCAGCUAUCAGGUGGCUGGUGGUUCAGCAACUGUGGUCACUCAAACCUGAAUGGUCGCUAUCAGAGUGGUCCCACUCUAGCCCAGAGACAUCACCGGAAGCAGGUGGUCUUCUGGAAGACUUGGCAUGGUCGCUACUACCCUUUGAAGACAACUGCAAUGAAGAUUACUCCAGCCAUCAAGUCCUAAGCUGUUUAAGAGAAACAGACUUAAACGGAAGCUAGUAACUAAGUCAAAAUCGAAGUAUAGUUCAUGCACCUAAAUAUGCUUUAAUGAGGAUGAGGUGUGAUGUAAAUGGUCCAAUAUGCAAAUACAUAGAGGAUGAUGUGUAGAUUGUUUUGAAGGACUGCAACUGCAACUCUACAAAUUGGAAACCCUGCUCUGCAUUUCUCAAACAUUUCAAACGAGAGAUUUUGAGGAUAGGAGUAGCUUUUUGAUUUUAUUCCCUCCGAUGUCGUAUUUUCCCACCCUGCUUCACACUGACAGUUUAUGACAAUGUUCUUUUGUAUUAUUACAACACGGAUGCUGAUACUGUAAAAAUGUAGCCUAGCACCAAGCCAGUUAUCUUGCCAACAUGUUUGCUUAUUUGAAUGAGGGACGUUAAGCUGUCACACUCCACAGUUAAGUGGAGAUUUAUUAUUUUGGUCACAUUGACUACACUAUGGGACUCCUGUAUAUAUAUCUAAGGUACUGUAUAUAAUAAUACUGUGUGAUGAUUUUUCUAACUGUUAUGACAUCUCUUAAUUUAAAGCACUUACAUUUUUUAUACUUGUAAUUUAUUGAAUCUUAUGUGGUUUAAGCUAUGUGAAACAGGAAAUAAGAAAUAUUAAAAAAUGUCAAUCCUGUAAAAUAAACCAGUCUCAAAAACAA